Molecule: messenger RNA, 978 nt
Organism: Mercenaria mercenaria
Lineage: Eukaryota; Metazoa; Mollusca; Bivalvia; Venerida; Veneridae
Product: tyramine receptor 1-like
Exons: 1
Coding region: 1-978 (325 amino acids)
Biological process (GO): adenylate cyclase-activating adrenergic receptor signaling pathway
Cellular component (GO): membrane
Molecular function (GO): G protein-coupled receptor activity
Source: RefSeq, a predicted model, not a curated record
AUGUCUGGUAUUGUAACAAAUUUUGCUCCUAUUUCGAAUGUCAGUGAUUCGGCUGCGGACUCUGGUCAGAAGCUAUCGACGUUUGCAGUUGUUACCAUCUUACUACAGUUAACAACAAUGGUAGCUAUUGUAAGUGGAAACACCUUAGUUUUGGUGGCAAUUGUAAGGUUUCGGACAUUACAGGAUAUAACUGGAAUAUUUGUAGCGAACCUAGCACUGGCUGAUCUUAUCAUUGGGCUUACGCAACCCUUCCAGGUGGCAUUCUUCUUCUUUCCGGAACUGGAAAAGAACAAAAUCGCGUGCCUUCUUAGAUUUCAAAUUAUCCUGUUUGCUUGCAAUGCAUCAAUUUAUUCCUUGGUGUGCACGGUAGUGGACAGGUAUGUGGCGAUAGCAUAUCCGCUUAGAUAUCCCAGUAUUAUGACUACGAAAGUUGCCUUUGGAUUAGUUUUAGGAAUUUGGGUUCUUGACAUUUGCUGUGCCGUCAUACCCUUUACCGAAAACAACUGGGACACAUCCCCGUUUUGUCUGUAUGAGUUAGUUUUGAAUAAGUAUUUUAGAUUUUGGAACCAUUUUGGUGGACUUAUGUUCGCGUUGCUGAUGUUUUUAAUUUAUAUACGUAUAUACUUCAUUGUAAAGAAACAUUUGCGGCAGAUUCGAAACGAGGCUGUGUUUCACACUGGUGAUCAAAACAUUCGAGGAACAAAACAGAUGAACACCGUUGUUGCCAUUGUUGUUUUGUUUUUCCACAUAUCAUGGCUGCCAUUUUUUAUCAUUGAACUCACAAUGUUUGAAAUCGAACAUGUGACCCAGACAAAGGUGCUGGUGGCCAACUUUCUUGUGUUUCUCGGCGUAAUGAACUCAAUUGUGAAUCCGAUUGUAUACGCUUGGAAAAAUAAGCAGUACAGAAGAGCUUUCCAAAAGCUCCUUGGAUUGAAAGUUAGCAGGAAUGAAGUGGAUUCAAUAGAAACUAUUGCAUAA